GUGGUUGAUAUAAUGCGUGUAAAUGUAGACAAGGUGCUGCAACGAGACCAGAAACUGUCAGAGUUAGAUGACCGGGCAGAUGCACUUCAGGCUGGUGCCUCACAAUUUGAAAGUAGCGCAGCAAAACUCAAAAGGAAGUACUGGUGGAAGAACUGCAAGAUGAUGAUCAUGAUGGGAGUGAUUUGUGCCAUUGUGGUGGUGGUGAUUGUAAUCUACUUUUUUACUUGAAUGUAAGCUCCUUCAGUCUGCAGCCUACUGUCCCUUGUCACCUUGCCUGUCUCUUCUUGCCCCUAAAUCUUCCCUUCCCUUCCACCUAGCUUCUUCAUUGAUUUCUUUAUUGGUUUUAAUUUGUCUUCUGUAUAGGACUCUGAAGUGCUCUACUGAACAUGGUUAGACUCUUCAACAGCUGCUGCAGCUUUAGGGAGGGUCGUCUGAGUUUUAGAGGAAAGGGAAGCAGAGGAGGAGUGGGUAGCUAUUGCUCCUGCUCUUCUGCAGGGAAUUUUUGUGGUUUAUUUUUGGGUAUGAGCUUGUCAAAUAGUGCCUGUGUGGACUCCAGCAAAAUAAGAAUGCCUUAACGCAGUGCCUUUGGGGAUGAAGGACUUCAGCAUGUGAGAUUCUUUAGUGUUCUGCUUAAAAAGAGUGGCAGCAAGACUUAAGCUUUUAAUUUUGCUUCUGAAAUAAAGGCUAGUUUGUGUUGGUCAGUGACUGUGAGCCAUCUUGAUUGUGCUAGAUAGUCAUCUAGAUUUCUGUAGCCAUGGAGAGAUAAGCACUUAA
Molecule: messenger RNA, 774 nt
Organism: Phaethon lepturus (White-tailed tropicbird)
Lineage: Eukaryota; Metazoa; Chordata; Aves; Phaethontiformes; Phaethontidae
Product: vesicle-associated membrane protein 1
Exons: 3
Biological process (GO): SNARE complex assembly; vesicle fusion; vesicle-mediated transport
Cellular component (GO): SNARE complex; plasma membrane
Molecular function (GO): syntaxin binding; SNAP receptor activity
Source: RefSeq, a predicted model, not a curated record